ACUGAAGAAUUUAUUCAAACCAUGACUGCAGCACUUUCUUUAGAUGAUGAUAAUAUUGAACCCCUCGUUGUUGGUACUGCCGCAUGUUUGUCUUUAUUUGGCAUUGCACGAAACAAGGAGAUUCAAAAAGAACAGGAAAAUGUAGAGCAAGCAAGUGAUAGUAUGGAAAUUGGCGAGCAUGUUAUGAAAGAAACUGAAAAAAGUGAUGUCGCAACAAACGUUGAUGAUAAAAUUGAGAGAUUAGUGCAAAAUUUAAAGGAUUUAAUCUUUGAUACUGAGACCCAACAUCAUUGGGCGUCCUCGAUUGGUGGCAACGCUGGAUUUGAAAAUAGUCAUAAGUAUAAUAAAGACAUUAAGCACAUUCCAAGUUUCUUAGAGAUCAUGUCUUCGAACACGAAUGCAACCACUUUACCGGCAUCAACACGGUCCGUAACGAAUGCUCGAAAUUCUAACGGUUCUUGGAGAGCCAGUUCUUCACAAAACUUAAAUAAUAGUGAAGAACUGUCAUAUUUUUCAACUAGUGACAACUCAUUAGAUUCUGAUCGACAAAAGAAAUUAGAAGAAAGCAUAAAAACGUCAAAUCCGCAUCCGUUGGCAAAUAAGGAAGAUCCUCGCAAUGAAAAUGGUGGCGCGUGGUCUUUUCGUGUUAGCAAAGCGAAUACCGCCGUAGUAUGGAGGGAGUUGCUCAUGAUGUUGAUCGGAGAACAGUUUGAAGACUGUGUUUCAAAAGAUGAUGAUAUCUAUGGUUUAACCGUAUCUUCAAGAUAUAAUUCUGAUAUAUUUAAUAUUUGGAACAAGAAUUCUGCUGUAAAUGAAGAAGCAAAAAUAAUGGAAAAAAUAAAGGAAGCGUUGGGACCUAUUGAUUUGCAAAGCCCUUAUUAUAAAGGUAAGAAUAAUCUUGUCUUGUGA
This is a messenger RNA of Racocetra fulgida, 909 nucleotides long. The record is from the annotation of a GenBank genome assembly. Lineage: Eukaryota; Fungi; Glomeromycota; Glomeromycetes; Diversisporales; Gigasporaceae.